UGCCACAUCAAUGCCACAUAUCACUGCCUUUCAGUGUUACCUAUCAGUGCCGGUCAGUGCCACCUAUCAAUGCCAGUCAGUGCUACCUAUCAGUGCUGCCAAUCAGUGCGCAUCAGUGCUGCCCAUCAGUGCUGCCUAACAGUGCCACUUAACAGUGCCAGUCAGUGCCACCUAACAGUGCCAGUCAGUGCUGCCUAUCAGUGCCACCUACCAGUGCCGCCUAUCAGUUUCAUAUAUGAGUGCUGCCUUUCAGUGCCCAUCAAUGAU
This is a messenger RNA of Staurois parvus, 267 nucleotides long. The record is from the annotation of a GenBank genome assembly. NCBI's taxonomy places the organism in Eukaryota, Metazoa, Chordata, Amphibia, Anura, Ranidae.